Clonostachys rhizophaga is the source of this 2277-nucleotide messenger RNA. The record is from the annotation of a GenBank genome assembly. NCBI's taxonomy places the organism in Eukaryota, Fungi, Ascomycota, Sordariomycetes, Hypocreales, Bionectriaceae.
AUGUCUCAUAGGAGGUCAAUAUCUCCUCCAUCCCCAGCCUCCCAGCGGGGACAUUACAUGAGUUCGCUGGGACCUAAUUAUCCUGAUAUUGAUUUCAACCCGUCGCCAGUAGAGCAACAUAUGCGUCAAGCCUACUAUCCGCAGGAUGAGCAAGAUUUAACCACGCAGCGGGAUUGGGUCUCGCCAUCAGCGACAGAGGACAGAGAUGAGCUCCAGCAGCCGCAACGGUCGAAGUUUACAACGGAAUAUUCACCGCUCGUCACGGUUGAGCAACACUUUGACGAUCAGAAGAACUGCAGCAAAAUUGAAAGUGCACAGGCUCACCAACCGUUCAUAAGGACCAAAAUAAGCUAUGAAACGAUCAUCGCCGAUAUCCUGUGUAUUGGAAUACCAUGUAUGCUUCUUGUAUUCGUGAUCCUGUUAAGCUCCAAAUCCGGCAAGGAAGCCACAACAAGCGAUAUUGCAAGCUGGUAUGGUGCAGCGUCAAUGUUGUCUACUCUGUUUCCCAUUCUAUUUGCAGCCAUUACAGGGCGUUCCAUGACACAGGUUGCUCGGUGGAAACUGGAAGAGGGAGCGUCCAUCGGAAGCCUUGAACAGCUGCUUGGAAGUCGAACUGUUGGAGGUGCAGUCCUCACGCAGUACCACUUGAGAGCAUUCAAUUUUCUUGGUAUCGGUAUCCUCAUCCUCUGGGCCAUGUCCCCAGUAGGAUCACAGGCCAUCCUUCGAUUAGUUGAACCGAGAAUUGCAAAAUCUACGACGGCCGGGAAGGUGGUGUAUUUUGAUCAUCUCUGGAAUGCAGUGGAAGGCAGACUGGUAAUGAUAGGAGAGGGUUAUGAGACUUGGGACGCUACGACCAACGGAACGAUCGACAUGAUGAACACUCUCUAUGGUGCUAUGGUUCUGGUACCCUCCAGCACGAAGAAUAGUGGUAUGGAUCUAUGGGGUAAUGUCAAAAUUCCCAGACUCUCCCCCGAUAGUACCGAUGAGUGGCAAAAUAUCACUACAGUAUCACCGGUUGUCUAUUCUUCACUCCUAGGUAUUCCUGUCUCGAACAUAUCAGCUGGAAAUACGACGUUUAACGUUGAGUCGAGCUAUAUUGACCUUGAAUGCGAUCAGGUGGAGGUUUGGGAGAGAAACCCAACCGGAUUCAUGCCUACGCCUCCUAGUACCACAAGCCAGGGCUAUCUCAAUUUUACCUACCUAGAUUCCCUCAGUUACGCCAAUGCUGGAAGGGUUCCUCAGAUAGGUAAUGGGUCUUUUCAGGGCUACGAUGUUAAACGGGGUGCUAAUGUUCGCCAAACGUCUUGGAGCAUAGGCCUUGAUCGGUUCGUCGACCCGGACUGGUCUAGACGGAAUUACCGAGCAGACACUCCGGUUCAUUUUGAAAAUGAGACAGACAUUGAUGUCGGCCCCACGAGGUUGAUGUUUCAGGCGUACAUGAGAGCAGCCUUGGGACCGACGCCCGUCGAACAUGCUGGCAGCUAUUGCAACGUGAAGCAGCGAUACCUUGAAUCGAGAAUUAGUUGUGAGAAAACCGACCCAUCUGCCAGGCAAAACUGCACCGCGGUAUCCCAGCGUUGGUCUCACAGAUACAGGAUCAAUGAAAACUUGAGCAUCCUGAACUGGCCAUACUCCUUUCGCUUUCUCACUGCGUAUUGGCCCCUAUCGACGGGGCCGAAAGCCAGUGCCGCAACUGGCACGCUGAGCGACCAGGACAUUUUGUUACAAUUUCUGUUCGACCCGACCAUGGAGAAUGUGCGCGAUACUGUGGACUCUAGAUCCCCAUCGCUCGCACUACAAAACAUAUCUGCGACGGAUUUCAGCAUUCGCCUCAGCCAAGCUAUGAACACGUACAUACAGCUUCGCUCAAUGAAUUUCAUGUCGCUGAACCUCCAGAAUGCCGAUGGUGGCAUCAAAUGUUGUGUGCAAACGGCUACCAGCAAUGGUGAAGUCGUGAGAGAAAACAUAGUUUUCGGCAUAUCACGAGUUUGGUCCGCAUUCUCCAUGAUAGCUUGCAUAAUCUUGUUGGCUGGUGGAAUUACUAGCUCUGUAUUUGCACACCUCGCUGUUGGACCAGAGAUUCUUGGCUAUGCGACUUCUUUGAUGCGGAAGACCACUCUGGAAUUGCCCAGAGAGAAGGAAGGCUUGGAAGGCACAGAGUUAGCAUUUGAGCUACGAAAUAGUCGUGUGCGGUACGGAUUUUCGACCUUGGAAGGGGCUGUUAUGGUGGUGGGAGCUCAAGAUAACGUUGCUAGGAUCAAGGAUGUGCUUAAGUAG